Molecule: messenger RNA, 1573 nt
Organism: Cotesia glomerata
Lineage: Eukaryota; Metazoa; Arthropoda; Insecta; Hymenoptera; Braconidae
Exons: 4
Coding region: 409-1521 (370 amino acids)
Source: RefSeq, a predicted model, not a curated record
UCACAGUUAUAUCUAUUAUUUAAGCAAUUAUAAUUAAUAAUUUAUAAUUGUAAUUGUGCAUAAAAUUAAUGAGAAGUUGGUUGCAUUCCGGCGUAUUUAGCUCCCAAACAAGCCAGUUAAAAAGGUAAGAAUGUGUCUACAUGACCGUUCAAAUUCCCAACAUAUGUAAGCUGGAGUGAUACCCGCCGACGACCCUAAUGCGCGAGCCGGUGAAUGGCGCGAGGAAAUCUUUAAAAUAUCCAGUCAGUCACUUGCGGACGUUUCACCUGGAGAAGUGCUUCGAUCACUGGUUUAUCAUCAUCAACAAUAUAUUAUCCUUAUCAGUUGUCAUUGAUAAUUAAAUUAACAAUAAGUUUUAAAAUAAAAAUGAGACAGUUCUGAUUUUUGACAAAAUGCGCCAAAGAAAAUAUGAUACGGCUUUUACUGAUGAUUAUUAUUAUCAACUCAAGCCAAUGUUCUUCGAGGAUUAAUCAAGACAAACGCAUAAGAGGACUGAUAAGUGGAUGGGCUCCACUCGUGUGGCUGGCACCUGGAGAAAGAUUUAUGCCGCUUAGCGUACCAGAGUUCUUGGAGCACGUGCAAGCCGGCGACAAUUACUUGCGCACACGUGUCGACAUUAAAACGCUCCUGGCUAACGAGACGUCUUUUCUCUACGGAAGAGAGCCUGGCACAGUCCCGAUUUACGCCCUGGUCCAGAACUGCGUCAGCGCGCCGAGCUCCAAGAGUCUGGUGAUAAAGCGGAAGCGUGCUUUGUACUCACGGGGAAGCCGGGUGAUAAGCAACGAGAUACCUGAAGGAAACAAUCCCGGAGAACCGACCCAAUUGAUCUCCAAGGGAAAGAGGUUACGGAAACUGCACUUUCACGUGACCUAUUGGAUGUUCUAUCCGUUCAGCGAGGGAAAGGCUGUAUGUGUUCUGGAUCUUGGUUUUUUUGGCACAUGGCCGAUACCCAGUGUGGGGGGACUCUGUCUCGGUCAACUUAAAGAGUAUGGAAAUCACGUGGGCGAUUGGGAACACAUGAGUCUUUACUUUACGGGAGAGGACCAUCCCGUAGCGAUGUACGUAUCUGCUCACGACGCCGGAGCCUACUACAGAUACGACGUCAGAAGCGGAACUUUCAUUUACGAGAGCCAAGAAACCCGGAAGGGUAUUUUCCAGAAGCCGAUAUUUCCCGAGCGCGUUUUCACCUCCAGUGGCUCGCAUCCGAUCCUCUUCAGCGCGAAAGGCUCUCAUGGGCUAUGGACGGCCCCGGGUAAGCACAAGUUCGUGAGAAUUCCCAAACUCUACGACGAAAGCGGGUUCGGAACUCCCUGGCCGACUUGGAAGAACCUCGAGCUGAUCCCCACGGAGAAUCCCUCGACAGCGCCCUCCUGGAUGUCCUUCACCGGAAAAUGGGGGAAUUCUAGAAGCAAUUGUCAUCCUCUGGUGAACCUGGGGUUCAAUAUCUGUGAGUUUGUCGACGGACCUACCGGUAUACCUACAAAGAAAGGACGCUUUCAAUGUCUUAAUUCUUGUGAUUAAAUUCUAUUCCUAGAUUACUUAUUUAUAAUUUUUAUUAAUUAAAUUAUUAAUA